Molecule: messenger RNA, 6342 nt
Organism: Astyanax mexicanus (Mexican tetra)
Lineage: Eukaryota; Metazoa; Chordata; Actinopteri; Characiformes; Acestrorhamphidae
Gene: shoc2
Product: SHOC2 leucine rich repeat scaffold protein
Exons: 9
Coding region: 634-2376 (580 amino acids)
Molecular function (GO): protein binding
Source: RefSeq, a predicted model, not a curated record
CGACAUUUUUUACGUUUAAACACACACUAGAGUAGCAGAGUUUGACAGGGUAGCACGACUCGACAGAACACCGACGCUGGCGCCGCCUCUCCCGGCCUGGGCUGCGCUCUGCCCCCGCCGCGGCUGGAGCGCUGGUUGGUGGGUGACAGCUGCUGCGGGAGAGAGAGCGAGGCCCUGCGGGAGAGACCCGGAGCCUCUCAGGCUUGUGAGUGCGAGCUUCCCCCGCUGUGACACGAACUAUACAGCGGUAUAACAGCAAGCCAAAACCCAAAAGAUGCGCCCUUGGCCAACUGCUUUGCCUGACCCUGUUCUGAUCCAGCCGUGGGAGCGUGUGCAGUUCAGCCAAGCAUGAGGCUGCUGGCCUCCUCAUUUGACUUUCUGUGGCGUCGUCCAGCUCUUUUCGUCCUCAUGGAGUUUUUUUAAUAGCAGCUAAAGCUAUUCUCUGGCUGUUCUCUAAGAACCGUGCACAGAUAUGUAUGAAGGCCUUAAGGUAUAGCAGCCCGUCUGCCUACUUUUUGAGGUCUUCACGUCCGUAGUGAACGAGACAGAGAGAGAGAAAGAGGGAGCAAACGCCAGCGCGAGAGAAAGAGAGACUUAGGAUCCCAUGAUCCGUCGGGCCGAAGCGCUUUCACCAUGAGCAGUGCUUUAGGCAAAGACAAGGACUGCAAGGAGAAGGAGCCGAAAGCUCCGUCCGGCAAGGAGCGGGAGAAGGAGCCGAAGGCGCCCGGCAGCUUGGGAAAAGAGGGCAAGGACUCCAAAACCAAAGGGAAAGAUGCCAAAGACGGUAAGAAGGACGCCGGCGGAGCGCCGCCCGCCGUGGCCUUCUCCGUGGACAACACGAUAAAGCGGCCGAACCCGGCGCAAGGCAUCCGCAAGAAGUCCAGCAACGCCGAGGUGAUCAAGGAGCUCAGCAAGUGCCGGGAGGAGAACUCCACGCGUCUGGACCUGUCCAAGCGCUCCAUCCACCUGCUACCCUCCUCCAUCAAGGAGCUGACGCAGCUGACUGAGCUUUACCUGUACAGCAACAAGCUGCAGAGCCUGCCGCCGGAGGUGGGCUGCCUGUCGGGCCUGGUGACGCUGGCCCUGAGCGAGAAUUCCCUCACCAGCCUGCCCGACUCACUGGACAACCUGAAGAAGCUGCGCAUGCUGGACCUGCGGCACAACAAGCUGCGGGAGAUCCCGGCCGUGGUGUACCGCGUCACCUCGCUCACCACGCUCUACCUGCGCUUCAACCGCAUCACCGCGGUCGAGAAGGACAUCCGCAACCUGGCCAAGCUCACCAUGCUCAGCAUCCGCGAGAACAAGAUCAAGCAGCUGCCUGCCGAGAUCGGUGAGCUGUGUAACCUGAUCACUCUGGACGUGGCCCACAAUCAGCUGGAACACCUUCCUAAAGAGAUCGGCAACUGCACACAGAUCACCAAUUUGGACUUACAGCACAACGAGCUUCUGGACUUACCUGAGACUAUAGGCAAUCUGUCGAGCAUAAACCGCCUGGGUCUGCGGUACAACCGGCUGUCAGCAAUCCCCCGAUCGUUAGCGAAGUGCCGGGAGCUGGAGGAGCUAAACCUAGAAAACAACAACAUUUCUGUGCUACCUGAGGGUCUGCUCUCGAGUCUGGUGAAUCUGACCAGUCUGACUUUGGCCCGAAACUGUUUUCAGUCGUAUCCGGUGGGCGGGCCUUCACAGUUCUCCACCAUCUACUCUCUUAACAUGGAGCACAACCGCAUUAACAAGAUCCCGUUCGGCAUCUUCUCCCGUGCCAAAGUCCUCAGCAAGCUCAACAUGAAGGAUAACCAGCUGACGUCGCUGCCUCUGGACUUCGGCACAUGGACCAGUAUGGUGGAGCUGAACCUGGCCACCAACCAGCUGACCAAGAUCCCUGAGGAUAUCUGCGGCCUUGCGUCCCUUGAGGUUCUCAUACUGUCCAAUAAUCUCCUGAAGAAGUUACCUCAUGGAAUUGGUAACCUGAGGAAACUCCGAGAGCUCGACCUGGAAGAGAACAAGCUGGAGUCUCUCCCCAACGAGAUCGCCUACCUUAAAGACCUGCAGAAACUUGUUUUGACCAAUAACCAGUUGACCACGUUGCCAAGAGGGAUCGGUCACCUGACCAACCUGACUCACCUGGGGCUGGGAGAGAACCUCCUGCAGCACCUGCCUGAGGAGAUCGGCACACUGGAGAACCUGGAGGAGCUUUACCUGAACGACAACCCCAACCUGCACAGCCUGCCGUUCGAGCUGGCACUGUGCAGCAAGCUCUCCAUCAUGAGCAUCGAGAACUGCCCCCUCAGCCACCUCCCGCCACAGAUCGUCGCCGGUGGCCCUUCCUUCAUCAUCCAGUUUCUGAAGAUGCAGGGACCCUACCGCGCCAUGGUGUAACCGCACAGCCCCGCCGGGGGGGCCACGCACUGUACACACCCCCCUCCACACACACACACACCGACAACAGCGAAACAUAUUCACAUACUCCUCAUUUAUAGAUAAACGUCAAAGAGACGACGUGGCAGAUUUACUCCCAGCCGGAUUACUGAUCAUGCCAAUAGACCAAUCAUAGCCAGUUAGGACCCGUUCCAACCAAUCACGUUUAAACAGGAGAAAAACACAGAACAGGAGAGGAAGAGGAACGAUUACAGACUUCUGCUGCCGAACGAGGAGAUGAUGGUUUAAGAAUACGGCUGCUGAAGCACUCUGUUUCCCUGUCUGUCUCUCCGCCUGUUUGUCUGUCUCUCCGUUUGUGUGAGCAUCAUUUUGCAUUUUGCCAACUUCGUUCAGUCCUCUUCAUUUUUUUUAUUUUAAAGCGAGAAAAACAUUUGUAUGCAAAAACAAACAAGAAUUAAUUACUUCAUUUCAUAUUUUUUUUGCUGCUGCUGCCAUAAUCUACUUUUUUAUUUUUUAAAGAAAUUGUUUAUCCUCUUGAUAUUCCCUGAUUUUUUUUAUUGUUAUUAUUUUUAUUUUCCUUUUUAAAAACCAUCCCAUGUCGUUUGGUUCUUUUUCUUUUUUGUUUUAUUUUGAUUUGUACAGAGGUUGUGUAUCUGUUGGGUAUCUGAGAACAAGUGUAGUUGUAAAACCAUUCUCUCUCUUUUUUAUAUAUAAUUAUACAUAUAUAAAUAUAUAAAUAUAUAUACAUUGAAAUUGUGCCUAUCCAGCACGAUUUGCUGGUUCCUUUCUGAACAUAAUUGUUCUUGAGGUGUUUCAUACAAAAAACGAUGAUUUUACGAAAGUAUAAUUUAUUGAAUAAUUCCUUUAUAUAACUAGUUUUUUUUUUUAUAUUAUUUCAGAACGUUUUACUUUUUCCUUUUUUUCUUCUUUUUUUAUAUCCAUUCCCAUCCACUAAUAGAUUGAACAAACUGAUGUCUUGUGUUGAAACUGGCUGUAUCUGCGUAGUGUCGAUGCGGUCUAUUGCGGCUUCCUUGUCUAGUGAUUUUUGUGGUAAAAAGCGAUUUAAAUAAAGCGUUUAAAUUAGAGAUUCACUUAUUUCAGAUCGAUCACCACAGUAAUCGUUGUGCAGGUUAGCCAAGAAGCAAAAGGAUAUGGCAGGAUUUAGACUGUUGAGAGACGAGACGAGGGGGAGGGGGUUAUGCUGCUUACGGUUCGAGUGCGGUUUUGGUCCACAGUUUUACUUUAUUCCUUGCAGUAAAUUUAGUGUGCUAGGCUGCGUCCAAAACUGCAUUCGAGUACAAAUCCUUAUACAAAUCAUUUUAUUACCUAGUGCUGGAACGAUAUUUAAAAGGUUUAAAAUAGUCAUGUAUACCAUUUAUCUGUAAGUUUUGAGAAACGGCUCUUCAGUUCUUCGUAAAGGCUAGUGCCGAGUAGCAUUAGCUCAGCGACUCGGUUCUAAAACAUCAGCUUAAAGGCGUUUGUGGGCCUUGUGCUGAUCCACAUCACCCUAGGAGUGAUAAAGGAAAAGAGAGAGCGCCAUCUACUGUACUCACCCAGAGAGAGCAAGACUAACUGUGCUCUCUCAGGGCUCCAGCAGCUGAUGGCAAGCUGCAUGACCGGGAUUCGAAUCGGCAGUGAUAGUGCUUUAGACUGCAGGACCACUCUGUGCCCCUUGCUAGUAUGGUUUGGUUUUAGUGCACAGUUUACAUACAGCUCUGUAAAAAAUGAAGAGAUCACUUCAGUUUCCGAAUCAGUUUCUAUGAUUUAGCUAUUUAUAGGUUUAUGUUUGAGUAAAAUGAAUAUUGUUGUUUUAUUCUAUAAACUACAGACAACAUUUCUUCCAAAUUCCAAAUACUAAUAUUCUCAAUUAGAGCAUUUAUUUACAGAAAUAAAUGCAGAACUGUCAGACCUCAAAUAAUGCAAAGAAAACAAAAAGUGGAUAUUCAUAAAGUUUUAAGAGUUCAGAAAUCAAUAUUUGGUGCAAUAACCCUGGUUUUUAAUCACAGUUUAUUCAUGCAUCAUAUUCUCCUCCUCCACCAGUCGUACACACUGCUUUUGGAUAACUUUAUGCUGCUUUACUCCUGGUGCAAAAAUUCAAGCAGUUCAGUUUGGUUUGAUAACUUGUGGUCAUCCAUCUUCCUCUUGAUUAUAUUCCAGAGGUUUUCUCAUUAUUUUCAAGUGCUCUCUUAUUUUUUCCAGAGCUGUAUGUACUAUGCAGUGUGUACUACUUUCAGUACGGUGGUUGUGAAUGUGGUUUGGGACGCAGCCUCGGCCUGUUGCGUGGUGCGGUGCAUGGUAUAAGUGUGUGGUUUUGGACGCAGCAGUAAACUCUAUAAGACCGUACCGUACUGUACAGAUGAGAGUACUAUUUAGACGUGUUGCUGAGUAUGGCAGUAUGUGGUUUGGGACGCAGCCGUAGUAACUUCAGUUUUAUGGUGCUCUGUGUGAGGUUCUAGUUUGUGUGCUUGUGUUCCUGGUGGCCGGAGAUGUGCACUCCAGCCGAGUGCUCUAGGCAGUACAGAAGUUCAUACUGGAACGCAGCCCGAUUUUUAACUUUACCAAACUUUUUAUCCUUCAGUUUCUUUUCCAUCCUUGCUAAAACUAGUGCACACUAUUUACGACUCUCGAUACGUUUUUAUUAUUUUCCUUCUUUUUUCUUUUUUUUUUAAAUGCACUUUGUAAAUGAAUUGUGGCGUCCUGCUCGACUUUAUUAAGGGGGUCGGCUCCGAUGUUUCUGAUUUUAAGGCAUUUUUAAUCUGAUAGUGUGUGUAAGUAUUUUAUGCUUUAUUUGAUCACUCUAUCAGGUUAUGGUUUAUCUUGUUGUCAAAUGAAUACGAUGAGUUUUGCCUCAGCAGAUUUAAAUGGGGGAAAAAAAGCAGAAAUUUCUUUUUAUUCUAUCAACCCUUUUAUUAAAUAUUUUUGAUUUUAAGCCGUACGUCUGAAAAGUCUGUUUGGUGUGUGUUUAUGUAAUUUUAUUUUUUAAGAAAAAUCCCAUAUCUUCGGUAUUAUUAUAACUGCUUUGUUUUGCAAAGUAUUGAAUUUUGAAUUUGCGACCCUCGAUGUUUGACGAAUGUCUUUUUGUUUUAUCCUUUUUUUUAUAAGAAUGAAAUUGUCUUCAUACUGUGCAUUUUACAAAAGAAGAAGAGUCCCACUCCUUUAUCUAUUCAUCAGCCAACCCUUCUUUUUUUAAGCCUUUUAAAAGUGUCGUCACGACUGUACUGUUUUUCUUUACUCUCUUUACUUGCUUUCAUUUUCCGGGAGGAGUCCGCGGCGGCGACAACAGCAUCGGUCCACGACGGGAAAGGGCACAACCUGUCUCUGCGUUCAUGGACAUUUCAUAUAUAUGUAUACACAAAUAUAUACACACACACACACACACACACACACACACACACACACGAACACAAACAUAAAAACGACGCUGUAAAACAACGCUCCCCAGCAGAGACAAAGAGCUACACGACCAACCCGGCGCAAAAAACUCGAGCCUGGCGUUAAAAAACAGCAGCAGCACAGACUGAAGAAGAAAAACUAAAAAACAAACAAAGACUUUAAAAAGUAAACAAUUGUAAAAAGGGCUUUUUUCUGUUCCCGCUUGCCGAUUCGCCAGAGGCAUUCCUGGUUUUGUAUAAAAGCUUAGAAAAGGAAAAAACAGACCUGUACAUUCACGAGUUCCUCUUUUGUGUAACUGCAGUUAGCUGUUGGCGAAAUGGAGUUCUGGUUCUGAUUAUUGUUCAGUGAUGAUAAUAAUAAAUGCCUUCGAGUUGUUGGAGUGAAACGUGCAUUAGGAACACAGCAGCACGGCCGUGUCCCGAUCCGCAUCCAUGUUCCCUUUUCUUUCUUUUCUUCCUCCUUUUCCAUGUUAAUGUGCCAUUCCUGAGGGGCUUUCUGAGGGAGGCGGGAGUGAGGGAUGACGGAGGAGCGUUUAUCAGAAAAUCAAUAAAGGAGAGAAGGAGCGGGUCGUCA